UUAUCUGUUCUCGGGUGAUGUGCCUGUGUAUGUUUUCGUAAUCGAGUGUCGCAUGAUCGUUACGAGCAUUGUAUUUUGUUGCAAAAGGGCUCAUCAUGGUGUUAAGUCGUCUUUUUUUAGGUCUCUGACCACUAACAAAUUUUUGACACGUUCAGCUUUUACUGCGAGGAAGCCUGACUACAGUACCCCAAACUGGUUUCGAGUAGGGCUGACCUUUGGAAGCAGUGCAGCCAUUUGGAUUCUGCUUAUUAAGCAACACAGUAAUGAUGUUGAAGAAUAUAAAAGGAGGAAUAACUUGUCGUGAAGAAUAAGCAGAAAUGAACAUGCCAUGUGUAACCUGGCCAGAUACGGCAUUAAAGUGAAAGACUAUAGUAUGUCUUUGGACGGAUG
Molecule: messenger RNA, 390 nt
Organism: Polypterus senegalus (gray bichir)
Lineage: Eukaryota; Metazoa; Chordata; Cladistia; Polypteriformes; Polypteridae
Gene: ndufc1
Product: NADH:ubiquinone oxidoreductase subunit C1
Exons: 4
Coding region: 53-304 (83 amino acids)
Cellular component (GO): mitochondrion
Source: RefSeq, a predicted model, not a curated record